Messenger RNA from Rosa rugosa (rugosa rose), 1238 nucleotides. RefSeq names its product 2-oxoglutarate-dependent dioxygenase 11-like. The transcript is spliced from 4 exons. Bases 27 to 1091 code for a protein of 354 amino acids. The record is from RefSeq and is a predicted model, not a curated record. Lineage: Eukaryota; Viridiplantae; Streptophyta; Magnoliopsida; Rosales; Rosaceae.
GUUGUUCACAUAAAGAAAAAAGAAAAAUGGGAUCAAACUCAGCCCUCUAUGACCCAUGUCCACCACUACCAAAUGUUCAAGAAAUGGUGAGGAGUGACCCUUUUCAGGUGCCUGAAAGAUACAUCAGGGAUGAAAAGGACAUUGCAAACGAUGCCGGUUUGUGCUCUCAGCUUUCCUCCGAGGUUCCCAUCAUCGAUUUUUCUCUGCUCUCAAAUGGGAACAAAGAGGAGCUUCACAAGCUGGACCAGGCUUGCGAGGAAUGGGGUUUCUUUCAGAUGGUAAAUCAUGGAGUGGCAACAGAAAUAACGAAGGGCUUGAAGGAUUCAGCGCUGAAGUUCUUCGAACUUCCAUUAGAAGAGAAGAACCAAAUUGCUAUGCCACCAAAUGACAUACAAGGCUAUGGCCAUUCCCAUGUGGAUCAGGUCCUGGAUUGGUCUGACAAACUUGUUCUUGUUGUUUACCCACAACAGCAUAGAAAGCUCGAUGUUUGGCCACCAAGUCCAUUCAAGGAGGCUAUUGAGACAUAUUCUAGUGAACUUGGACGAAUUGGAGAGGAGCUCCUGAGGUCUGUCUCUUUAAUAAUGGGGAUGGAGAAGGAUGCACUCCUCCUGUUACAUCAAGAGUUGGUACAACCUAUGUCUGUGGCGUACUAUCCUCCCUGCUUCAUGCCUGAUAAAGUAAUGGGUCUCAGUCCACAUUCAGACAAAGGCACCUUGGGUGUACUUAUGCAAGAAGAAGAUGUACCGGGACUCCAAAUCAAACACAAAGAAAAAUGGGUACCGAUCAAGCCAUUGCCCAAUGCUUUCGUUGUGAAUGUUGGAGAUAUUAUCGAGAUUUGGAGUAAUGGGAAGUACAAGAGCAUUGAACACAGAGUGGUAACAAACAAAAGCAAGGCGAGGAUAUCUUAUUCAACCUUUUAUAUACCACAUCGAAAUGUUGAUAUUGAACCCCUUGAUCAAAUGGUACUUGAGACUCCUGGGUCCCUUCCAUUGUACAAGAAAGUCACUUACGGAGAUUAUCUGAAGCAAACCCAGAAGAUGAAAAAAGAAGGGAAGGCACAUGUCACCGAAGUUGCCAAGAUUGCCAAUUAAAGGAGACGCUUGUAAUGUUCAAAAGUCAGUAUUGGAUCAUGGCUACAAUAAACGGACUUGUUAUUAAUAUAACAAAGCAUCUUGUCUUUCUUUGUACUAGCACAUGUUGUUAAUUGUUUGAAAGUAUUGCAUAUAUGAAUAUGGUAU